Messenger RNA from Phytophthora nicotianae INRA-310, 3209 nucleotides. RefSeq lists its product as hypothetical. Gene Ontology annotation, molecular function: protein binding. The record is from RefSeq and is a predicted model, not a curated record. The transcript is spliced from 2 exons. The coding region runs from base 1 to 3177 and encodes 1058 amino acids. NCBI's taxonomy places the organism in Eukaryota, Oomycota, Peronosporomycetes, Peronosporales, Peronosporaceae.
AUGCCCGAUAAGGGGCUGAGAGAUGCUCGGGAAGAGCAACAGGAGCUUGAGGCGCUGCAUCGACUUGAUGAGGAGUGCGUUCACCAACAACGAGCCGGGAAUUAUCUCAAGGCCUUUGACUGUAUGGAGCGAGCUCUUGUUCUGCGGCGGCACUUUUUUGGUAUCGAAAGUGAGGAGGUCAUACAGGCCUGUCGAGCACUUGCAGAGAUGUGCAACCUCUUGGGCAUGAGCUUUUUACAGCAAGACAAUUACCCAGUGACUAUUGACUUGCUAAAGAAGGCGGAGGUGCUUACUCAACGCCAUCACCCGGUCGAACGAGCCACAACGCUUAACAACUUCGCAUGUUACUACCGUCGACUGGGUAAACUUCACUCAGCUAUGACGAGUCUGAAACACGCAUUGGACCUAGAGAAGAAGCUGAAAAAUGUCCGCAACGCUGCAGAUACACAGUUGAACAUGUGCGCCGUUCUAUCGCAGCUAGGGAAGCAUCAAGAUGCUUUGGAGCAUGCGCAAGAUGCACUUAUUACUCUACAGGAAGGAUUUAUCCACGACAAACGCAACGUAUCUACUGAUAAUUCUACUGGAGAUUCAACAAGACUUGAUCGAAUUUCGGUCAUGUGCAUUGCGUAUCACAAUAUUGGAGUGGAGCAAGAAUUUCUAAAGGAAUAUUCGGAAUCCGUUGCAAGCUACAAGAAGGGAAUCGGCUUGGCAGAGCAAUAUCUUGGCGCAGAUCAUUCAAUCACGACCACCAUCCGAAACUCAUACCUUGCAGCGAAGCGAACUUUGGCUACUAAGGUGAAAGUUAAACCUGGCCCAGGUAAUCACGAUCAAAAGAGCCCUAAAGCUGGUGCAAGACUUGUAUCGAGUCCUCGAGGUGGAUCUCUUCGGAUGCCAAGCCCUCUGUCGAACGAGAAAGAUCAUCGCAAUGGCUUCCCAACACCACGUUCCAUUAUUACAGAAGCUUUAUCAAGAUCUCCUCUGUCAGCAUUACCGUCACUCGAGGUACAAAGCCCUUCAUGUGCAAGCAAGAAGAAGAAAAAUACAGUACCCGAUGAAGUGAAGAGUGCAGCUCCGUCGCUGUCCCCUACAGAUCCAUUUUUCAGCCCUCGGUUCAGAUUUGAUAGCGAUAUGACUCGACCAAAACCUAAAGUGCUCGCAAGCAUCGCGAAUCCCAGGUCAGCAGCACUAGCCGAUGGGGAGGUACGAUCUUCAUCAAACAGCAGUAAGCGUGAAAGGAGGAAAAGCAGCGUGAAGAAGCCUCCAUUGACAAGUGAAACCCGUCGAAAUGGUAGAAAAAUAUCAACUGAUGAACGCGUGAAGAAUGCGACGACACCUCGAGAAACUGAGGAGAACUCGACUGCGAAUGCGCCUUCACUGCUUAGUCCGACUCAUGAUAGUAGUGAUGAAAAAGCUGGUGGUUAUAUCGAUGGCUCCUCAAAUGAAAGCAUGAAACAAGAACGCAAUGGUGAGAUGCAGAAUCUACCGGUGGCUGGUGGAAUUGAAGGGACUGAAGUAUCAACAGCUUUGACUAUGUCAAAUAAAUCCUAUCUGCCCGACGCCGUCACAUGCGAAAAACACGAGAUUAAGAGUAACGAGGAGUACAAUGGUACAGCGGAUUGCAUUAGCCUUGUGGAUCAAGAGUUGGAUCGAAACAUUCCUACGCCACACACAGUUUGUUCGGAAGAUACCAGCCAUGAUAUCCAGGCCAAUGACCUGAAUACUGAUGGAGCAACCUCACCGGUGACAAAUGUUAUCGAUAAAGUUACAGAAGUGAGUCUGCACACUUCUCUAACCGAGGUUAGUUCAGAGGAAGAAAAUGCAAUCAUGGGUCCGGCAUUUAAGCCGCAAGAGACAAUCGAAAAUCGCAAUUCUCACGAUCCUGCUUCUGGAAUUGUAACUAAUGAUGACAGUGCGGAACCAAGUGAUGGCGCUGUUAAUGAGGUGGAAGGAGGCCAAGACCAUAAAACACCAAAGCCGAAUACCUUAGUGGAUACUUACGACGAAGUCACGGUUGUUUCCGAUUCUAUUGAAGAAAUUCCUAAGGAGCAGUCUCGUCACCUUGUAGUAGAUGCCAGAUAUUAUGGUAACGCUGAAGUCGAUGCCGGCUUUGCCGAUCAAGGUGUAGAUGGAACUAUGAACACUGGAAGUUCAGUCGACGAAGCAAAAGCUAACGUUGAUGAAAGGAACCCUCAUUACUCUCAUGAAACUUUAGAUGUCGAGAGCGCACAAACUAACGUUCCAGACGGCCGAAGCGCCCUCGAGUCAGCACUCGCCGUCUCGGCUGAGAACACUGUAGAUCUUGAGAAUGCUGAAAUUCACAAUACGAACGAGGUAUCAUCCGAAAUGAAUCCCGAGACUGCCAUUGAAAACCAUGCAAUAGAUGAAGAUGGUGAGGCAUUUACUUUAUCGGAAGACCAGUCUCAUUUAUCAGCUACUGAUGUAGAAGAAGUCGACAGCGCUAUCCCCGAUGGUUUUCUUUCAGCUAAUGAUUCAAACCCCAACGAUAUUGAAGCUGCAAUUCCUGUAGAGCCAUCGACUAAAGAUCAAGUUAGUUUACUUGAUGAAGGCCAAGGGAACUCACUGGUUGACGCACAAGAGCAGUCUUUCGAUCAAGACUCGAUUCAACCAGAGUCAUCGGAUGCUGUUGAUGAAUGUGCAAGUGCAGCGAUUGGCCACGAGGCCCAAGUGAACCAUCUAUAUAUUGAAGAUCACGGAUUGAGCGAAGAGUUCCAUCCCACGAUAGAAAGUUACGAAGCUGGAGCUUAUUAUGACGAGAACUGCACUGUAGUUGCAGUCGACACUCAAGGAAAUGCAUACGAACGUGAUGAAAAAGUAGAUCACCAACUAUCGGAACAGGAGUUUGUCGAUCAAACUGAACAAGUUGUUGAUAGCUACGAACGACAAGGUUACGAAGCCGUGGAAACGCCAUACAGUGGCGAUACUCAGCAAGACUGGAGCGAGCCUUUCGUAGCUGAACAUGCAGCGGAAUACAGCGAUUAUUAUCAAGACGCCUCAGUACCUUGGCAAGAAGAGCAGCAGUCUUAUGUUGACUAUGCUGAUAGCAUCAGCGAUCAAGCGCAUGAAGGUGAAGUUUCAGAUCUCCCUACCAGUGUUGAUCCGAAUACUAGCGCUGCCGACGUUGCCAUCAAUGCUGAAGAUGCUGUAGCAACCGAGUGAGCCCACCUCACAAACUAAUAAAUCAUUUGCGC